Molecule: messenger RNA, 5071 nt
Organism: Phyllostomus hastatus (greater spear-nosed bat)
Lineage: Eukaryota; Metazoa; Chordata; Mammalia; Chiroptera; Phyllostomidae
Gene: MLIP
Product: muscular LMNA interacting protein
Exons: 14
Coding region: 101-3070 (989 amino acids)
Biological process (GO): negative regulation of transcription by RNA polymerase II
Cellular component (GO): PML body; sarcolemma; nuclear envelope
Molecular function (GO): transcription corepressor activity; lamin binding
Source: RefSeq, a predicted model, not a curated record
ACUUGGAAUGUCCUGUAAUAUCUAACAUGUAAGCACGUCAAAUCAUUUUCUAGACAGAAUCUGCAUCUCUCUUUUUCUGUGUCUCUCUCUCUCUUUCAACAUGGAAUUUGAAAAGCAUGAAAAAGGAAGCUUAUUAAAUGAGAAUUUAGAGGAGAAACUGACGGUCUCUUCUGGUGAUUCUGAAGCCAAACCUUUGAUCUUCACAUUUGUCCCCACUGUCAGAAGAUUGCCAACCCACUCUCAGUUGGCUGACAUCUCUAGAUUCCUUGUUAAAAUUCCUGAGGAACCAAGUGAUAAGAAUCCAGAAACUGUAAAUAGGUCAAAUUUCAAUGAGUACUUGACCUUGAGUGCUGGGAGCCAACAGAAGAGAGACCCAGGAACAUUCACUUAUCCUUCAGAAGUCAGCAGAAAGAUUUCACAAGUAAGGGAAUUUAAAACAAACAAACCUCAAGAAAUGCAGCAAAGUGGCCUCUUCAAAGCUGAAUAUGUUUUUAUUGUGGACUCUGAAGGGGAAGAUGAAGCUACAAGCAGAAAAGUUGAACAAACUCCCCCAGUGGGGAUGGGCACCACAGCUACUCGGCCCAAGUCCCUAGCUAUAUCCUCCAGUCUGGUCUCUGAUGUGGUACGUCCCAAAACACAGGCAACAAGCCUCCAGGCCUCAUCACAUCCUGAAAUGCCCCACGGGAUGGCCUCUCAGCAAAAGCAUGGGCAGUUAACUUCUUCUUCCACUACCUCUGAGCAGCUUGCCUGUAAACCACCUGCUCUCUCCUUUGUUUCUCCAACUAAUCAGAAAACACCACCUGACCCAGUUAACCUCGCCGGAGCCUCUGUCCUAGAGGAGUUCCACACUAGGAGGCUGAAUGUCAGUGGGGCCUUGGUAGAAGAAACAGCUACGUAUUUCCAAACUUCUGCUCACUCUUCACCCUUUUUUGCAUCGAAGGUCACCUCCUCGGCGGUAGAGUUGCCCUAUUCCACUCAGUUAUCAGGUUCUAAUUUAUCCAGUCCCAGUGAAGCAGAUCAAAAACCUGGACUGACUUCGGAAACUCUGAGGAAGACGACGUCAGCCUCAAAUGUCCUUAGCCCCAGAGAAAGUCUGAGAACCUCUCCUUCACAAUCCUCUGGUGCUUCUCUGAAGUCGAAUUCAGCCUCGUACAUACCAGUCCGUAUUGUCAUGCAUUCACUCUCUCCAAGUCCAAAGCCAUUUACCUCCUCUUUCCAUGGCUCUUCUUCCACCAUCUGUAGCCCGAUGUCAUCCAGUGGAAAUCUCUCAAAGUCAGGGGUGAAAUCCCCAGUGCCCUCCCGGCUUUCUCUUCUCACUGCCAUGCUCAAGUCAAACCCUUCUCAUCAGAGACCCUUUUCCCCUGCAUCCUGUCCCACUUUCUCUCUCAAUUCCCUGGCCUCAUCCACACUCACACUCGAUCAAAAAGAAAAGCAAACCCUAUCCACACCUAAAAAGUCUCUCUCAAGUUGCUCACUGAGAGCAGGGUCUCCUGAGCAAAAAGAACACCAGGUUUCUGACAUUAGCCAACAAUCCUUUCACUUACCUUUUUUCACCCAAUUUGCUUCCCUUUCUCAGGCACCCUCCCUCUCUCCCACAAAACAUGAGAACAACAGCCUUGCUUCUUUGAGUGUAGAGAAAACACCAUCAUCUACUUCUUUGAAGAACAAUCCUACCCUCUCCCUGCUACAGACAAAUACUUUGAGUCCUGUAGGUCUUCCUCCUGUUCCACCUAGCUUUUCUCCUUUUUCUUGGAAGGGCAAAAGAGAUGCUGACCUCAGAGGUCUGGAAAAGUCCAGGAAUAUUUACACAUAUCCUUCUGAAUCAGCCUCCUCUACAUUAUCUUCUACAUUUCCCACUAACCAAAGAGCCACACUCUCCUCCCAAGAGAAAUGUUUCCAUCCUUCCCCAGCUCUUUCAAACCUGAUCAACAGGUCCCAGAAGGUACCACCCCAGAUAUGGGGUCAGGGGCAGAAUCCUUCAGCUCCUCCUUUACCCCCUGUUUCCAGUGCUGGCUCUGCCUCUCCCCCCAAAUCCUUCCCUCUCCCUCAUACUAAUCUUCCCACUCAGGCACUCCAGCUCAGUCCUUCAGCACUGCACCCAAAUUGUGGCAGUGGUACUUUGCCUUCAAGACUUGGGAAAUCUGAAAGCUCAAUAUCCGACCACAGGUCAUCUGUUUCAACCCCAUCACCUCCCACCUCUCUAACAAGAACCAAGGACCUGAUUUCACCUUGUGCAUUGCCCACAUCAGCAGACUUUGAGAAUAAGAAACCCAAGCAAUACAAGACCAAGUCAAGCUACAAGGCUUUUGCAGCAAUCCCUACAAACGUAUUGCUUUUGGAACAGAAGGCACUAGAUGAACCAGCCAAGACUGAAAGUAUCUCCAAGGACAACGCAUUAGACCUACCUCUGGAGUUUUGUUCCCCUGCACAGCUCAGGCAGCAAACUGAAGAGCUCUGUGCUACCAUUGAUAAGGUCUUACAGGAUUCCUUGUCUAUGCAUUCUUCUGAUUCUCCUUCAAGUUCCUUACAGACAUUGUUGGGUUCUAACACUAUCAAAAAGCCUACAACUCUUCCAAGAGCAGCUGGCCGAGAAACCAAAUAUGCAAACCUCUCCUCACCAUCCUCCACAGUAUCUGAAAGUCAGCUGACUAAACCUGGAGUAAUUCGCCCGGUACCUGUAAAAUCCAAAAUAUUAUUGAGAAAAGAGGAGGAAGCCUAUGAACCCAACCCUUUCAGUAAAUACCUGGAAGAUAACAGUGACCUUUUUUCUGAGCAGGAGGUGACAGUCCCUCACAAGCCUGCUUCUCUCCAUCCUUUAUAUCAGACUAAACUCUAUCCUCCUGCUAAGUCCCUGCUGCAUCCACAGACCCUCUCACAUGCCGACUGUCUUACCCCAGGACCCUUCAGUCAUUUGUCCUCCUUCUCUCUGACCGAUGAACAGGAAAAUUCCCACACCCUGUUUAGUCACAACGCAUAUAAUAAGCUGAGUCAUCCAAUGGUGGCUAUUCCUGAACAUGAAACUCUUGAUUCCAAAGAGAUGAGGAAACUGAGGCUGAGGGAAAUCAGCUAAAGCCACAUAGCUGGACAGUGCACGAUCAGGAGCCCAGAUCUGACUGCCUGAAGCCUGUGCUGUUGAGCACUCUGCCAUACCCUAUCUAGCUCUCUAUCUUCACCUAAACGUCUCUCUGUGUUAUCUAAAUCUGUCUCCCUGUUAAAAUCAUAUUUUAAAAUAUUUGCUAUAUAAAAGGAUAAAUUAUAUUUUGUUCUAAUUUGCAUUUUAAAAUUCUGUAUUUUCUGUUACUUUUGUCUAUUUUCUUCUGCAUUAAGUUAUGAAUUUAUCUACUGGUAUGGUGGCAUUGUUCUUAGUGCAUUGUAAACUACCUUUAUAUAUUAAGGAUAUUAACUCUUUGUCAAAUAUGCUAGCUCUUUUGGUGUGAUGGUGAAAAAUUGUGUAACAGUGAAAAUUCAGACAAGCAUAUAUGUCCAAAAAGAAGAAUGGUGGAAUAAAUUUUGCACAUUCCAGGUGAAUGCAUAAAUCAAAUAUUCUCUUUCUUUCAAACUAUAAUUUUGGCUGAGGUUUAUAUAGGUGAUAGCUAUAUAAUAAGAAUGUUUCUAUACAAUAAUAGAAAAUCAGCUGGUUGAUUAAAUAACAAAAGCACCGAGAUGUAACAAUAAAUACUGAACUAAAAACUUCUGAAUAUUAGGUAAUGCUGAAAGACUAUGUUGAAAAAAGAAUUGGGUAGAGGUAGUAUUAUAGUAUUUUCUUUUUUCACCAAUUACCAUAACUCUAGAGACAAAACUUAAAAUUAAACUAGUGAGUAAGAUUGUCAAAAAUGAUUUGAAUCUCAGACUUGAAAUAUAUGAAAACACCACAUAAGAAACUACAGUUUGAAGUUUAGCAAUUGUGGGAAACAGUAAGUUAGAUAAUAUUAAGGAAAUGUAAAUAAUUAAGAAAAAGGACAUUUUGUGCUUUUAGUGUUCUGUAUUUUGCUUUUUAGUAAAAGUGGCACAUUUUGGAGCAAUUUAACACAAUUUGUGGUUCCUUAUGAUAUGUGGUCAGACUGUAAUACUAAUCUCUGUUUUCUUCCCUAAACUGUUUUUGUUGUUUACCUGCAAAGCAUCAAUCAAGAAGAUUAUCUGUUUUUAAAUAGCAGUUCUAGUCUUUUAACUAUAUAGCCUCAGGAGGAAAGCAUUCGAGUCACAAACCCAGUAAAGUGAACAAUUAUGGAAGAAACCUUCAUGGGAUCUCAAAAUUUACCUCUUAGGUUUUCUCCCAUUUUUUUAAAGACAGCAGUCUGUCUUUUUUUACUACGCUACUCCCAUUUCUUGUGUUCCAUUAUUCUAUUGUAGAUUCUAGUUUUUUUUUAAAUUACCUUGGUAAUUCGUUUAAAACCAACAGACCUCAGAUUUAUCUGAUUUGACCUGAUUACUGUUUUCAUAAUUCAUGUAAUUUAAAAAGUACAUUGAAAAAAGAACUAAUUCAAAACAAUCCACUUAUCAUCUAGUUCAGUGGUUGUCAAGUCUGGUAGAACAUUAGAAUCUGCUUUAUGAAAGUCCCAGGAGCAGGGUUCCACUUCUGGCAAAUUGAAUCAAGGAUCUCUGGAGGCGGACAAAGACAUUGGUAUGUUUUCAAAUCUUGGUGAUUCAAAAUCACAAGAGUUGAGAUCCUCAAAUUCUAGCUUCUUCAUUGGCAGUUAGGAAAGCCAAAAAAAAAAUCAGUUAUUCAAUCAUAGAAACAAAAACUUGAAAGUAAAGCAGGAGAAUUAUUUAAGAAAUUAGUUUCAGGGGAUGCUUUGAACUAAUAGAAAUUUGGGCCACACAUACCUGUCUGUUGAAAAGGCUUAUGUGUGUUUUAACUUGUGUAGAGUAAUUUUGAGAGCUCUGUCCUAUUGAGAUUCAUUAUAAUUUAUUUAGUAAAAUCUAACACUUUGUCUCUGUGUGUUCUUUGUAUUCCACUCAGUUUUGGAAAAUACUUAGGCUAAAGUCUUGCAAAGCAUUUGGUGCAAGCUGAGGUUGGGGCUGGUGAAUUCCAAUGAAUGUUUUAUUUAGCAUUUUAUGUGGCACUUUAAAA